This is a messenger RNA of Phytophthora nicotianae INRA-310, 450 nucleotides long. RefSeq lists its product as hypothetical. Bases 1 to 450 code for a protein of 149 amino acids. The transcript is spliced from 2 exons. The record is from RefSeq and is a predicted model, not a curated record. NCBI's taxonomy places the organism in Eukaryota, Oomycota, Peronosporomycetes, Peronosporales, Peronosporaceae.
AUGCAACACGUGCAUACGGCCAACGAGGUGAUCAAGAAGGCUACGCAGACUGUCUACAAGGCCAGUUUUAAGAAGUUUUCCGAUUUUUGCAUCACUAACGGCUACCCCGACCCACGUCACGAGUGCCACUACAAACUACCCGUCGUUUUGAUAGCAUAUUUGCAGAGUAUCUCGGCUUCCAGUUCCAUUUCACUGCAAACAGCUGAGAAGGCGAGAUCUGCGGUCGCCAGCUACUAUUCUUCUCACCAAAACAGCAACGGAACCAAUGUCAACACGUGGAGUAUACGCGAGGACGAGUCUGGAGAAAACCGCGGAUACGGAAAUCCUGCUCGAGACCCGUUUGUGCGUCAAUUCCUGCGUCGGCUCAAGAAGAAGAAAGUGUGGUGGAGUGGGGGUCGCAAAAGCACGUUGCGAUCCACUCUGACACACAGUGCCCUGGACUGCGACUAA